Medicago truncatula (barrel medic) is the source of this 1161-nucleotide messenger RNA. Its product is annotated as 50S ribosomal protein L25. NCBI's taxonomy places the organism in Eukaryota, Viridiplantae, Streptophyta, Magnoliopsida, Fabales, Fabaceae. Gene Ontology annotation, molecular function: 5S rRNA binding; structural constituent of ribosome. Gene Ontology annotation, biological process: translation. The transcript has 3 exons. The coding region runs from base 92 to 859 and encodes 255 amino acids. The record is from RefSeq and is a predicted model, not a curated record. Gene Ontology annotation, cellular component: ribosome; cytosolic large ribosomal subunit.
AAUUUUCCUUUGGUCAAUAACCAAAAACCCCUAACCUCUAAACCUCAAAACCCCAUUUCGCGUUAUAGAGAGAGAAACGGAGAAAACAAUCAUGGCGCAGUGGUGGCGCUCCGCCGCGAGCCACCUCCGAUCAACGGAGGUUAACCUUUUCUCCUCAUCCGCACUCCGUCGCAACCACUACCACACAAUCCAAGCAAUCCCGCGGGAAAUAACCGGCAGUAGAGUCGCCGCCAGAGACAGAAAACAAGGUCGAAUCCCCGCCGUCGUUUUCUUCCAGGACCUUCUUGAAAAAUCCCCCGAAGCUCGAUCCACUUCAAGGAAGCAACUUCUCACCGUUGAGAAAAGGCAGAUUAAGGCAGUGCUGAACUCCAUUGAAGCUCCGUUCUUUUGUUCGACGCGUUUCCCGCUUCAGAUUCGUGCUGGUUCUGGAUCCACUCAUUUGCUUGAAAGUGGAACUGUUCUACCUAUAAAGAUUCAUAGGGAUGAAGAGAGUGGGAAUAUCUUGAAUUUGGUGUUUGUUUGGGCGGAAGAUGGUAUGAAUUUGAAGGUUGAUGUUCCUGUUGUUAUCAAAGGUGAAGAUGUUUGUCCUGGUCUUAAGAAAGGUGGAUUUUUGAAUAAGAUCAGAACUAGUCUAAGAUAUCUUGGCCCCUCUGAGCACAUUCCUUCAAAAAUUGAGGUGGAUAUCAGCAAUUUAGAUAUUGAAGAUAGGAUAUUCAUGCGUGAUAUUGAGGUUCAUCCAUCCUUGAAGCUUCUGAAUAAGAAUGAAAACAUGCCCAUAUGUAAAAUAGUUCCAACUAGUUUGGGAAAACAAGAAGUAGUUCCAACAAGUUUGGAAAACCAAGAACCGGUUGGUGCGUGACCACUGAAACAACAUUUGAGAUUCGACAAUGGGCAGAGGCUUCCAAAUAAACAGGGUUAGAACCGUUUUGUAUUAGACUUCAUUGUUGUUUCAAUAUAGGUUGCCGUUGUUUUAUAAUGGAUUGAUUAUUUUCUUCCAUCUUUGAUGGCAUAGAGUUGUUUGUAGCUUUUGUUGUUUAGUUCUUAUAUUGUUCUAUACUUUUAAUCUCUAUAUUUAAAAAAUAGUGUACUCUUCAAUUUCAGGUGGUUUGAAGAUGUUAUUUUUUAAGGAUUAAACAUGAAUAAAAUUUGAUUAUGGAUCAA